GGGGCGCGGCCGAGGCUCCGUUUCCGGUGGCUGCUUGCGCUCGCUCACCCCAGCUGCAGCCACUCUCUCCCGUGGCUGCUUCCUCCAUCCUGGUAUUUUUUGGAGCCUCCAUCCUGGUUCUUCCAAAGUGCCCGGACCCAAAACAGGAAAGUGCUGUAGAUGCCCAAGCAUGGAGGAGAAACAGUCUGGAUAACAUGAGAGUGAUGCUGCUAGCCAAAGCACAGAGACGUGAUUCUAUGGGAAGGGCUGUAACUAAUCCAUCCGUGGUCUAGAUUUGAGUAUGAGCACAGUUGAAGAGGAUUCUGACACAGUAACAGUAGAAACUGUGAACUCUGUGACAUUUACUCAAGACACAGACGGGAACCUCAUUCUUCAUUGCCCUCAGAAUGACCCUGAUGAAAUAGACUCAGAAGAUAGUACUGAACCUCCACAUAAGAGGAUUUGUUUGUCCUCUGAGGAUGAUCAGAGCGUUGAUGACUCUGCUCCUUGCAUAUCAGUUGUUGCACUCCCACUUUCAGAAAAUGAUCAGAGCUUUGAGGUGACCAUGACGGCAACCACAGAGGUGGCAGAUGAUGAACUUUCUGAGGGAACUGUGACACAAAUUCAGAUUUUACAGAAUGAUCAACUAGAUGAAAUCUCUCCUUUGGGUACUGAGGAAGUUUCCGCGGUUAGCCAAGCAUGGUUUACAACUAAAGAAGAUAAGGAUUCUCUCACAAACAAAGGACACAAAUGGAAGCAGGGGAUGUGGUCCAAGGAAGAAAUUGAUAUUUUGAUGAACAAUAUUGAGCGCUAUCUGAAGGCACGCGGAAUAAAAGAUGCUACAGAAAUCAUCUUUGAGAUGUCAAAAGACGAAAGAAAAGAUUUCUACAGGACCAUAGCGUGGGGGCUGAACCGGCCUUUGUUUGCAGUUUAUAGAAGAGUGCUGCGCAUGUAUGACGACAGGAACCAUGUGGGAAAAUACACUCCUGAAGAAAUUGAAAAACUCAAGGAGCUCCGGAUAAAGCAUGGCAAUGACUGGGCAACAAUAGGGGCGGCCCUAGGAAGAAGUGCCUCUUCUGUCAAAGACCGCUGCCGACUGAUGAAGGAUACCUGCAACACAGGGAAAUGGACAGAAGAGGAGGAAAAGAGACUUGCAGAGGUGGUUCAUGAAUUAACAAGCACAGAGCCUGGUGACAUCGUCACACAGGGAGUGUCUUGGGCAGCUGUAGCUGAAAGAGUGGGUACCCGCUCAGAAAAGCAAUGCCGUUCUAAAUGGCUCAACUACCUGAACUGGAAACAGAGUGGAGGUACUGAAUGGACCAAGGAAGAUGAAAUCAAUCUCAUCCUAAGGAUAGCAGAGCUUGAUGUAGCCGAUGAAAAUGACAUAAAUUGGGAUCUUUUAGCUGAGGGAUGGAGCAGUGUCCGUUCACCACAGUGGCUUCGAAGUAAAUGGUGGACCAUCAAAAGGCAAAUUGCAAACCAUAAGGAUGUUUCGUUUCCUGUCUUAAUAAAAGGUCUUAAACAGUUACAUGAAAACCAAAAAAACAACCCAGUGCUUUUGGAGAAUAAAUCAGGAUCUGGAGUUCCAAACAGUAAUUGCAAUUCCAGUGUACAGCAUGUUCAGAUCAGAGUCGCCCGCUUGGAAGAUAAUACAGCCAUCUCUCCAAGCCCCAUGGCAGCGUUGCAGAUUCCAGUCCAGAUCACCCACGUCUCUUCCACAGAUUCCCCUGCUGCUUCUGUUGACUCAGAAACAAUAACACUAAACAGUGGAACACUACAGACAUUUGAGAUUCUUCCAUCUUUCCAUUUACAGCCCACUGGUACUCCAGGUACCUACCUUCUUCAAACAAGCUCAAGUCAAGGCCUUCCCCUAACUCUGACCACAAGUCCCACAGUAACCCUGGCAGCUGCUGCUCCUGCUUCUCCUGAACAGAUCAUUGUUCAUGCUUUAUCCCCAGAACAUCUGUUGAACACAAGUGACAAUGUCACAGUGCAGUGUCACACACCAAGAGUCAUUAUUCAAACUCUUGCUACAGAAGACAUCGCAUCUUCAAUGUCCCAAGCAGAACUGACAGUUGACAGUGAUCUUCACUCAUCUGAUUUCCCUGAGCCUCCAGAUGCACUAGAAGCAGACACUUUCCCAGAUGAAAUUCCUCGGCCUAAGAUGACUAUACAACCAUCAUUUAAUACUAAUGUUUCUAAAUUCAGUGACCAAAAUAGCACAGAACUGAUGAACAGUGUUAUGGUCAGACCAGAGGAAGAAAUUGCCGAUACUGACCUUAAGCAGGAAGAACCGCCUUCUGACUUAGCCAGUGCUUAUGUUACUGAGGACUUAGAGUCUCCCACCAUAGUACACCAAGUCCAUCAAACAAUUGAUGACGAAACAAUACUUAUCGUUCCUUCACCACAUGGCUUUAUCCAGGCAGCCGAUGUUAUAGAUACUGAAUCUGUCUUGCCUUUGACAACACUAACAGAUCCCAUAUUCCAACAUCACCAGGAAGAAUCAAAUAUAAUCGGAUCAUCUUUAGGCAGUCCUGUUUCUGAAGAUUCAAAAGAUGUUGAGGACUUGGUAAACUGUCACUAAAGUGUCAGGAACAGGUACUUCAAGUAAAGAAGCCACAUUGUUGAUUACAUUAUCUCCAAAGAAAGGAGCAAUCCCAAGAGUUCUGGUUUGCCAUUCCUCUGGCUUGUACGUAGCUACUUUGCUUAAGUCAUGCACAUUGUUGCUGCUGUUACUUUUUAACCUCCUUUUAAGUAUAUCAUCUGAGGUCCAAUUUAUGACAAUGUGUUAUGGAGUAAAGGAAGUGUUAAUUGCCCAGACCUGUUUUAAGUUUUAUGUCAAGAGGGAAGAGUUGCAUUCACUGCAGCUACUCAAAUCACCAAAGCUUAACUGCUCUGGCUUUUUGCAAGCAGUAACACUCAUGUCUGCAGUUAAGACACUGUACUCUGUCCAGACUCAAGUUGGCCUGGUUAUAGUUCAGGUUAUAUUAUCAACAUGGUCCAGCUUAGUUAACAGUGACCUUCAGAACGACUGACUUAGGAGUUCAAGAGACAUGACCAGCAUUUCAAUACAAGAACAUGGAAGGUGGUUGUUAUUUUGGUUACCCCAUUGCUGGCAGUGGGAGCUGACUGAGGAGAGGUAAAGAGAAAAGCAUUAAAUUAGAGUCAAGAAAAUCCACUACAGGUCUUUGUCUUUAACUCUUAAAGGGAAUAUGGAGUAACAAAACACACCAUAGCAAAGCAGUUACCACCCCUCAUCAGAGACAGCCAGUAGUUUACAGUUAGCACUUUGAUCUCAUUCAGUGAGGGGAGGGGAUAUUGCCUGUGUCUGGUAACCAUGACUUUUUAUUACAUGUUUUAUUAUAUCAAUUGCCCAGAAAAAUAGUUGAAGGGUAUUAGAAUAUGCUGUUCACUUAGUGCAUUACCUGUUGGGGAUGCAGUAUAGCUUCUCCCUCAGGCACUUUUAAAAAACACAAAAUUUGCUUCUGUAUCAAAAGAAAACAAAUCAAGAGUCAUUCCUAAGGGUAAAGCCAAAAUAAGCCUAUAGGGCUUUAAUGAUAUGAUCCUUAUAGAAAAAGUCCAAAAAGGGGGGAGGGGGACAAGGAAACUUGUAUAAAUUAUUUUAUUUAUUAUUGUAAUUAGGUCUUCACAAUCAAAGUUGUCUUUUCACCAUCUUUGUUUUAUUAAUGUGAAACUGUAGUAAUAAGCAAAAGUUGGUUGCCUAGGGAACAAUAAUUGUAAAUUCAGUUUAACAGAAAUAAAAGAGUAUUUGUCUUAAAAUGUAA
This is a messenger RNA of Phodopus roborovskii (desert hamster), 3764 nucleotides long. RefSeq names its product cyclin D binding myb like transcription factor 1 (gene Dmtf1). The transcript has 18 exons. The record is from RefSeq and is a predicted model, not a curated record. Gene Ontology annotation, biological process: regulation of transcription by RNA polymerase II. The coding region runs from base 281 to 2563 and encodes 760 amino acids. Gene Ontology annotation, molecular function: RNA polymerase II cis-regulatory region sequence-specific DNA binding; DNA-binding transcription factor activity, RNA polymerase II-specific. Gene Ontology annotation, cellular component: nucleus. NCBI's taxonomy places the organism in Eukaryota, Metazoa, Chordata, Mammalia, Rodentia, Cricetidae.